Hordeum vulgare subsp. vulgare (domesticated barley) is the source of this 1294-nucleotide messenger RNA. Its product is annotated as probable 2-oxoglutarate-dependent dioxygenase AOP1. The transcript has 3 exons. Bases 181 to 1149 code for a protein of 322 amino acids. Gene Ontology annotation, molecular function: dioxygenase activity. NCBI's taxonomy places the organism in Eukaryota, Viridiplantae, Streptophyta, Magnoliopsida, Poales, Poaceae. The record is from RefSeq and is a predicted model, not a curated record.
AUCUUUCUCUAUUCUUUUCUCGGUAAAGAUCGAAUCUUUGCCAUUUUGAUAUGCUCACGGAGUCAACUAUGGCGGCUACGUGCGUUGAACUCCACUCCAUCCAUCGCCACCAACCCCAUCGCGGUCAGUCAGACCCUCGGCCGAGAUCGAUCGAGACUUCGGGAGGCGGCGAGGAGGACCAUGGGCGCGGAGGCGGGGGAGCUCCCGAGGAUCGACUUCUCCGGCGUGGACGCGUCGGCGCCGGGGACGGGGCGGUGGGACGCGACGCGCGCGCAGGUGGUGGACGCGCUGGCCACCUUCGGCUGCUUCGACGCGCACUACCCAGCGCUCGCCCCGGCGCAGCGCGCAGCGCUCUUCGACGGCGCCGUCCGCCCGCUCUUCGCGCUGCCCGCCGACGCCAAGCGCCGCAACCACUACGGGCCCGGCAAGCCCUUCCACGGUUACCUCGGCGGCCUCCCGGGCCUCCACGCCUAUCAGAGCCUCGCCAUCGUCGACGGGCCCGAGCUGGGCGCCGUCCAGGCCUUCGCCGACCUCUUGUUUCCCGGCGCCGACAACGCCGCCUUCUGCAAGACCGUGCACGGCGCGGCGGCGCGGAUGGCGGAGCUGGAGGGGGCGGUCCGGCGGAUGGUCAUGGAGGGGCUCGGGGUGGCCGUCGACGAGGCCGAGGCCCAGAGCGCGCCCUUCUGGCACCUGUUCCGGAUGUCAGAGUACGGGGCGCCGACAGCCGACGAGUUGGCGAGGGAGGUGCGGUACGGGUCGCACCAGGACACCAACUCGCUGAGCGUCGUGUGCCAGCACGAGGUCGACGGGCUGGAGAUGCAGGCCAGGGACGGGCGGUGGGUCCUCGUUCGACCGUCGCCGGCGUCGCUCGUCGUCAUGGCCGGCAACGCUCUCCGGGCGUGGUCCAACGACCGGGUGCACGCGCCGUUCCACCGGAUAAGCGUGGGCGGGGACGCGACGAGGUACUCGGCAAUCCUCUUCUCCGUCCCCGGCGAACCGACGAUCCGGGUGCGCGACGAGCUCGUGGACGAGGCCGGCUGCCGCCCUCGCCGCUUCAGGGACUACGACUACGACGAGUUCGUUCGCUUCUGUGUCUCCGAGGAGGGUGGUCGCCAUGACGACAAGCUCAAGGCCUACUGUGGAGUGUAGCUGUAGCUCCAGGCGCCGUGGAGUCACAAGUGCACCGUCAAAUGAAUUAAGCUUGACCGAUCUGCAAUUGUGUUUUGAUGACUUUUAGCGACACGUGGAAAUGAUUUUUAGUAUUUUGGUAUAAAAGGCCCAAACUUCGCCCGGU